Messenger RNA from Drosophila takahashii, 823 nucleotides. The record is from RefSeq and is a predicted model, not a curated record. NCBI's taxonomy places the organism in Eukaryota, Metazoa, Arthropoda, Insecta, Diptera, Drosophilidae.
GAUGGAUCACCAACCGCAAGUCGUCCAGCAGCUGGAGGGUCUUAAAAGUUUUUACACCCGAGAUUGGCCAAAAUAUUGCAAGGAAUAUUACUGCCUGGAUACUUUUCUGGAUCUUCAUAAAUGGGACUCUCAAUUGAAGGAUGUCAAACUUUACGCUCUUCCCAAUCUAGAACUCGGAUUAUUUGUGAUUGUGGAUCGUUAUCAAAUUUUUGUGGGUUUUUUGGAGGCUGAAAGCUCCGAAAGUGUUCUCAAGGAAUCCCUAUUGAAACUGGACUUUUUUGGAAUGAAUCAAUUUGCUUCUAUGCCUAAAAGAUAUUUUACUGUUGCAACCGAUAUUAUUAAGGCGAAAAAUUUGAAAUUGGAUAUCGAUAUUAUAACCUAUUCCAUGAUUUUAAGGAAAGAAGAGGCCCUGUGCCUUCAAGUGAAACCAACAGUUGGCUUCUCCUUAAAGUCUUUAAGUCUAGAGGAUGCUCAAGUGAUUUACGAGAAUUGGAAAUAUAGUGAACAUGACGGCCUUUCCUUUAUUCAACGGCAAAUUUGUUAUAACACCAGUGUGGGCUUGGCUCAGGAUGGAUUAUUGGCUGCCCUUCAAGUCAAACCCUCCUACCAACGUCGAGGUUUUGGUGCUACGAUUGUGAAAGAAUACUCUAGACGAGAGGCUGAGCAAGGUCGUGACACAAUCACCGAAAUUGUUUUUUCAGAAAACAAGGCAUCGUUAAAUCUGUUCCAAAAAUUGGGCUUUAGGAUCAACGACCAGUGUCAUUGGUUGUACACGGUAGCCACAAAUGAAGUUUGAUUUAACAAGCAUAUUAAUCAAAAAUAA